CCAAGACCGGGGAUGCCGGGAAGAAAGUCCCCCCGGUGAUCAUUGUUGAUGAAGGCCCUGCCUCCGGGGCGGAUGACGACAUGCAGGUGGCGAAAGUGCCGCCGGGAGUUCAGGGGCCAUCUUCCGAGGUCCUCAUGGUUUCCCUCCCGGCUGGUACGGCCGUGAUGAACGGUACGGCCGACCCGAGGGCGCUUCUGAGAGGCAUCACCCUCGAGAUCGACAGAGUAGCCCUCGGGGCUGAUGAAGACGAAGCCCUCGAGGACAGGAUCCUCCGGUCUUCCCUCACAAUAAGUCUUUUAUGUUUAUUUCUUUCUCUUCUACUUCGAGCUGAGAAACCAUGUUUGGCCUUGCUAACCCCUUUGUUUUUGUAGACCUGCAUUGCCCUCGGGGAGCAAGCCCGGCGGCUAGAUGAGUGGCGCCUUCGCAAGGCCGAGCAGGAGGCCAAGAUGCGGGAGCUCAUCCGCCAGAAUGCAGACGCUGUUCGACAGAUGGCUAUGCUGGAGGAGAGCCUUCGGCAGAUGACCCUGCGGGCGGAGGCCGCAGAUCGGGGUAGGGCAGAAGCCGAGAGGUCCGCAGCUGAGGCCUUGGAGAGAGCUGUCAAGGAAGCCGAGGCCGCGAAGGUGGAAGCCGUCGAGAGAGCCCGAGGGGACGCAAUCUCGGGGUUCUUGGCAGGGGGGUGGCGGUCCGAGGAGCACAAGCAAUGGCUGUCCUCGGUCGUCGAGUCCUCGGUCGACGAGUGGUGUGAUGGGCCUGGCGUGGAGUGGGUUUCCCGAAAGGGUAAACAAUACUAUGAUGGGG
Cuscuta europaea is the source of this 798-nucleotide messenger RNA. Lineage: Eukaryota; Viridiplantae; Streptophyta; Magnoliopsida; Solanales; Convolvulaceae. The record is from the annotation of a GenBank genome assembly.